Molecule: messenger RNA, 1695 nt
Organism: Pestalotiopsis fici W106-1
Lineage: Eukaryota; Fungi; Ascomycota; Sordariomycetes; Amphisphaeriales; Sporocadaceae
Exons: 2
Coding region: 1-1695 (564 amino acids)
Biological process (GO): regulation of transcription by RNA polymerase II
Molecular function (GO): zinc ion binding; DNA-binding transcription factor activity, RNA polymerase II-specific
Source: RefSeq, a predicted model, not a curated record
AUGAACAACACUGAAGCAAAGCAAAAAUCAACAUUUAGACCGCGUCGACCGCACAAAAAGUCGAGGAAUGGUUGUCUAAGAUGCAAAAAGGAGAAGCGCAAGUGUGACGAGCUCCAGCCCCGAUGUUCGCGAUGUGAGAAGCGAAAUGUUACGUGUGUGAAGCCAGAGGGCAAAGAGAAACACGUCAAGGAGUGUGAAAAGCGUUAUGCGACACUGUCGCAUCUUAUACAACAAUGCAACAACAACAACAACAACAACAGCAGCAGCAGCCAUGAUGAUAUCGACACGCAGUCCGAACCGAGGAAGGACUUGUUGUUGUUGGACCCGGUAGAAUCGGAGCUGUUCAACCAUUACCUAGAACACACCGCCCGGAGCGUUGCCGCCGACAGCGCAGACCUGUACGCGCUCACCACUGGCAUCAAGAGGCUGGUUUCCGACAGCAAGAUCAUCAUGCACUCGGUCCUGGCCCUCGCCGCCAUCCACAAGUGCUCCACCAUGCUUUCGGACCCCGUCCAGAAGCAGCUUGCUGCAUCUGGACGGGGACGGCGGGACAAGCACGCCGGCGUCACCCAUCUCCUGCACGCCGCCGAACAGUACCACCGCCAGGUCCUCCACCAGGCCCGGGGCGACGUCAAGCACAUGCGGCGUUAUGAUCACGUCAUGGUGAAUGCUGCGCUCAUGGUCCUCUACAGCUGCGCCAACCACAGCGUCCGCAUCAGCCUGAUGACGGAGACGGCGGGAGGAGCCGACGACGCCUGCAGCAUGCCUGGGAGUUUUCGGCCCGGGGAUUUGCAGUGGAUGUCCAUGAUUCGUGCCAUUCAGUCGGCAUAUUCUGGAUUGUCAAAUUCGAGAGCGGCGUGUUUGGACGAAAACAAUUUCCACAGCCCGUCAGAUGAGCAACCCUACUACUGCAUGGAUAUGCCUCGCAGUCUGUUUGAUGAACUCGACCUUUGCGGGGUGUCGGGUCCAAUCAUGAGGACUCGGCGGUUAUUUCUCCCCAUAGUGGCAGCGACUUGGAACGGGGCGCUCGACAGACUCGACGCCGCCGUCGAGCGCAGCCGCAUCAGCGAGCUGCGGGAGACCGCGUCCGUUUCCGAAUAUCAAAUGUGCACCAGCGCCAUGCGUCUCCUGCGCGACAUAUUCCUAGAGGUCUUUACGGCCAAGCCCUCGUCACAAGCCUCAUCUCCCGACUCGUCGUCGAGCGAAGGCGCCAGCAGCAGCUCCGAGGGGCCCUCCAAGGCCGAUGAGAUUGCAAAACUCGAGCCUUGGCUGCGCGACUACCUGGCGCGCGUCACUUCCAAGGCACCCCGUCAACCUCUGAGGCGGGCCAUCAUGGCGUUUGUGCAUCGGCUGCCCAGCGGAUACACGGAGCUUGUGCAAAAUGCCAUUGACGUCACCUCGCGGAGCCCCGACGGCCAAGAUGACGCGACGGACGAUGACCAAUGCAGCAUUGAAAGGCUCAGUUUACAGAGGCUGGCAGUUGAUAUAUUUGCCCACUGGCUCGUGCUCGUCAUGUUGCUCGACGGCAUCUGGUGGAUUGGCGAGAUUGGCACCUGGGAACUCAAGCAAGCUAUAUCAGCAAUGGCCAUCUUGAACCGCCUUGAUGGUUCUCAGUAUCUGUGUGGCUGGUGGCCUUCAAGCAUGUAUAAUACCAAGCUUGAGAUUGACCAGCAUGAAGUCAGAGAUCUAGAUUAA